Cladocopium goreaui is the source of this 3195-nucleotide messenger RNA. The record is from the annotation of a GenBank genome assembly. Lineage: Eukaryota; Dinophyceae; Suessiales; Symbiodiniaceae.
AUGGAUGAUGUCUAUGAAACUCGAUGGCAGGAAUUGUGGACAGAUGCUUGUGAGGCAUUUGAAAACGAAGCUGGGGAUGCUCCACCUGAGGAGUUGGAACCUUGGGAGGGUUGCCUUUUGCAAAGGUUGCUCUUCACUCGCUUGGAGAAACCACUGGCCAAGCGCUUUAGAAGGCAGCACAGUCAGCUAGCAAAGCAGACAUUGGAUGGUUUGCAGCGGUGUUUGCGGCAGAUGGUGACAAUGUCUUGGAAACAGACUGAUGCAGAACUGGCCUUGGAAAAGGCUCACCAACACGAGUGUAGUGGAGAAUGGGAAAAGGCGAGAGAAAACUAUGCAGAAGCGCUUUGGCUGGGUCCUGCCCAACCUCUCCAAUGUAGCUUGAGGUUCGCACAGCUGCUGCAUAUCAUGGCUACAUCGGGGUCCGGAGAUGAGGGUGCGAGUGAACAAGUGCUUCGACAUGCAAUUUCUCAGGGCAGUGACGUCCCUGGAAAGAGAGCACUUCAAGCGAGGCUGAUUCUGCUUUUAUUGCAACAAGGGCGAAACGAAGAAGCAAAACCUUUGCUGGUGGAUGGCGGAUGGAAAUACCAUUUGGCACCUUGGAUUUUGUGUCCUGAUGUAUUUCCUGACGGCUUGGAAGAGAAGCCUGCCUCGCCCCAAGCUGGAUUUCCCGGCUGUGUUUUCGAUGAUGCAAUUCCUGAAGGGUUUUUGCAGCACCUGCAAAGUUUGUUGUCCCCAACUUCUGAGUUUUGGACAGAGCACGUGUACAACGAGAUCUUGGGAAGCUCAAAAGUUGGAUAUUUUAGUUAUGUUCAGAAUGUUGAAGGCGAAGUUCAAAACACGAUUGAUUUGAUUAUCCAUCACAUAUGGGAGCUCCUCAAGGAAACGCAUCUUUUUCCCAGCUUGGAAGAAGCAAGUGUGGCAGAGUGGUGGGCGCACAAGCGGCCCCAUGGAUGUGGUCACCAGAUGCAUUAUGACAGUGACAACGAGGGCAUUGGAGGUGUGAGGAAUCCAAUCUGCAGCUGCAUAAUUUAUGUGAAUGCUCCACUGGGUGUGGGUGGGCCUACUUUGGUCACUGAUCAAAAACUGUGUAAUACACACCUUGGUACCAAAGGCUGGUUAGUGACUCCAAAGCGAGGGCGGUUGGCAGCCUAUGAUGGAACGCAUUUUCAUGGCGUGGUACCUGGCUGUGGCAAAGCUCCCUCGGUCAGUGAACAUACUCUUGGACUUGAAGUGCCCAGACGUAUCACCUUCAUGAUCGCUUUUUGGAAGGAAAUUCAGAUGAGACCAUUUGGGCCAGAUGGCCUUCCAGGCAGUAGCCGCCCCUUACCUAAUCCAGCGCAGGUGUUUGAGAUCGGAAAGAAAAAGUACGCCUGGCACCGGCGUUUGGCACUUCCUUUGGAAGCAGGCACUUCUGCAUCACCAAUUGCUGUCUCUCCUCCAUGCCGAACACCAGUAUGGACUGAAGUCAACGGUGGCGAUGUUGGAGACGGCGAUGAAAUCUCGCGAGAAGCAGCUGCAAGCUACAUCCGAAAUGCUUUCGAGAGGUUCCAGAAGCUCGGGGCAAGCCCCAAUGCCGCGGCAGCAGAUGCCUUGCGUGAAAUGGCUGGCCUUGCCCCAGUUCUCAAGGCCAAAGCUCGCACCUCCAGUGUGCCGGGUGUGCCGCAAAUGUUGCUCCCGCCUGUGUCUUGGGGUGCUUUUGAGCCUGCCACCUGUUCAGAUGAUGCUGAAGCUGAGGCAAUUGAGGAGACUUUGAACGACACCAUAUUGGACACCCAGUCGACGCAGCUUGACCCGGAAACUCAAGAUGCAAAUGGUGAUGAAGAGGACACCGCGGUCACGAUGAAGAGACAGUCUCCAGAACCAGCUGGGGUGCCAGCCGAGGAUCAGCUCUCCACUGCACAGCCAGACGAAGAAAAAAGCGUCAAGCCAGAGGCCAAGCCCCAGACGCGGCGAAGCAAGGGAAAUGCCCAGAAGCCAGAGGAGGCUCCUUCCUCCAGAAGGACUGGCCGCCAACGCAUGCCUCCGCUGGAGCAUUGGAAGAAUGAAAGGUGCGUUUAUGAGCGCAAAUCUGGGUCUUCUGUGCCUUCUCUGGCUGCAGUUGUGAAGUGCCCGGCGGAGGCUCAGAAGAUUUACUCCGUGGACAAUGCAAAGGGAAAGCGAGCAAAGGUCGCUGAGUCCACGUCCACAUCAAAGAGGAAGCGAAAGGACAACAUGGCAGCAGAGUCGGUGGCAGAGUCAGCCGAUGGCGACCUUUCUGACCACGACGAUGCUGGCAUUGUAAGCCUUCCAAUGCCUUCAAUCUACGACAUUGUGGACAAGAAAGACAAGAAAGGCAAGAAAAAGAGCGAACACAUCCGGACUCCGGAUGUUCCAAAAGCGGGAAAAGUGAAGGGGAACAAGUCUGAAGCUGCGCAGAAGGAGUCGGUUGCAAAGGACACCCCUUCCUCAAGAACCUCAAAGGGCACCGGUGCACACGGUGGUCAAAGCUCGCCACCACGGGGCCUUAUGGGUGCUUUGGAAGCUGCUCGCAUGGAAGCUGCAAGGAUGCGAGGCAUUGCACGGCCGUUGGCUUCAGCGAACAGCAGUGCACCAUCUUUGAACAACUUUCGGGGAAAACCUUCGCUGGCUGCCAUGGCUGCUGCUGCUGCUGCAGCAGCCUGGACCUCAGCUUUGUGCCAACCCGACUGUACCGUCUUGGUGUUGGCAAUGGGCCUUCCCCGGCUAGAACAGCUGCAGCGGAUGCAAAGCCUGCCCAGAGGAGGCGGUGACAAAAACGGGUACAGUGUCAAACUAGACAACAUCACUGUCACUCCGGAAGACUUCGUGGCAGUCAAAGAAGAACUUCGAGAAAAGUUCUCGAAAUUUGGCGACGUUGGUGACGUGUACAUUCCAAGGGAUCGAAACUUUGCAUUUGUACGAUUCAGGGACAAGCGUGAUGCUGAAGAUGCGGUGGAUGCCAUGGAAGGCAAGACCGACAUCUUGGGCCAAGAAGUCAGAGUGACGAUGGCAUCACAGGCGAAAAAGGCUGCGGAGGACUACUCAAAGAGAGGGAGGGGCCGAAGGUCGCGCUCACGACGACGGAGGUCCGACUCCAGAUCUGAGUCUUACUAUGAGUCUUCUUCGAGCUCACGAGAUCGUCGGCGACGUAAAAGGGGACGAGAUGGGUCUAGGAGCCGGCACCGUCGCAGACGGUGA